UACGAUUUCAAGGGUUACUAACUUUAUGAUUUUUCUGGACAGCCGAAUUUUUGUUGGGGAUGUCAUUGUUGUGAAGGACCCUGAAAAUUCUGAUAACUAUCUCGUCAGAAGAUUGGCUGCCACUGAAGGAUAUGAAACGGUGUCUAAGGAUGAAAAAGAUGAGCCAUUUGUUCUUGAAAAGGACCAGUGCUGGGUAUUGGCUGACAAUGAAAAAUUGAAGCCCAAGGACGCUAAGGACAGUCGGGUAUUUGGUCCAGUUCCCAUGACUGACAUAGUUGGUCGAGUUAUAUAUUGUCUGCGAACAGCUGUUGAUCAUGGUCCUCUUCAGAAUAGUCAUUACAGCAUGCGAAAGGAUUCUCCAGUGUUGGAAGUAGAGCUGGAUAUCGAUGGCAUGGUGAAGAAUCACAAAGCCUAAACUGUCUACACUUAACUGUCUAUCUAUCUAUUGUCUUUGUUACACCUUUUCUUCCCUGUGUAGAUAUCUUAAACU
Molecule: messenger RNA, 490 nt
Organism: Hibiscus syriacus
Lineage: Eukaryota; Viridiplantae; Streptophyta; Magnoliopsida; Malvales; Malvaceae
Exons: 3
Coding region: 26-415 (129 amino acids)
Molecular function (GO): serine-type endopeptidase activity
Source: RefSeq, a predicted model, not a curated record